Molecule: messenger RNA, 515 nt
Organism: Pichia membranifaciens NRRL Y-2026
Lineage: Eukaryota; Fungi; Ascomycota; Pichiomycetes; Pichiales; Pichiaceae
Exons: 1
Coding region: 142-423 (93 amino acids)
Source: RefSeq, a predicted model, not a curated record
UGACAAGACAGAACGAUGUACGGUAACGAUGACGUUGAUGCAGGCCAACCAGAGCCAGGGGCACAACUUUUGGAAUUCAGGCCGUCCAGGUCCAGAACAACGAGGCUUGUGUAAACUGUCGAUGGCCUCUUCCAGAAGUCGAUGGGGUACGCCAACGAGAGCAGCGGGGGUGAUCUGCCGGGAGAGGGGGCUACAAAAAUUGGCCCUCGACAGACCCCUAAUGACGACACAAAGUGGUCAUCGGGAGGGUGCCGUCGGCGUAUCUCUCCCGGCGCCUCUCCUGGGUUUGUCCCGUGUCUUAGAGUCUGCUGGGGGUGCAAAAAUAGAACAUCCUGGCUGAGGAACCGACUGGAAGCCGACAGAACGGCCGGGGCAGCAGAAGCACUUGCCGAAAAGGGACACGGAGCAGAUUUGGCGGGCUGACGUAAGCAGGGCACAUGUAGGUGCUUAUGUCAGCGGCCGUGGGAUGCCGGUGAGGCGGGCGGCAGGUGAGCAUUCGGGAGGUUAAGAGACCU